AUGAAGAUUAUUGUAUAUGUUUGCAUUUGUGUGGCCGCAUGGGCCAUUCCAGUUCCUCAAAUCAAACCACUGGAGAGACAUGCUGCUGACCAGUCUAUGAAUGUAAAUCUUCCAGAAAAAUCAAAAGUGCCAACACAGAAUGAGUUAAAUGCUGAAAACACCACCAGAGAAAAUGGUGCCCCUUGGCAUGAAAAUCAGGGAGAAAGUCAGUCUCAGGUUCAAGACGAUUACAAAGGAGAGAGAAAUGGCUCUGAGUGGGCACCUGUAGGAGAGAAAAGUUCCUCCCAUCUCACGUCAGCCAACGAAGUGGGGAACACCGAGGAUCAGAAUGUGGCCAUGGGAAAAUCAGCAACAUAUGGAUACGAUGAGAUUCAUGGACAAGACGCUAAUGCCACAGCAAAUGGCAUCAGGGGCAAGGCACCAGUAAUCGUCACGGACAUUUCUGGAGCAACCAAUGGGAGCGGUAGUAUUGGAGACACUGAAGACAGUCCAAAGAACGGGUCUGCUGGAGUUGCCCAUCAGCGCGGGGACAACCCUGCUCCCCAGGAGGACAGGCAGUACGUGGUCGAAAGCAGUAACAGUACCAUCCCGGAGGACGGAGUACAGGGGACCACGUGUGGGAGUGAAGGAAAUGCAAGUGGCACCACAGCUCAGACAGAAGGUGGGAUAAAUGAGAAUGAGGAGGCAGGGGUAACCCCAGGGGUCAGUGGCACCAGCGGCAGGCAAGAUACGGGGGUGGAUAAUUCUGAAGGGAAUCCCAGUGGGAACGGAGAAGAUGAAUAUGAAGACCAGGGCUCUGGCGAUGAUGAUGAUGACGAAGGUGAUGACGCGGGGAAUGGGCAAGUGGGCACCGGUAACCAGGACCAGGGGAGCACAGGGGCGGGGCAAGAAGACAAGGACAAUAGCUUAGGCCAAGAGUCAACAAGUCGUGAAGACGAUGGCCCCGGAGGCAAAGAAGAACCCCAGGAAGGUGAUGGAGACAACACUUCCAAGAGUGAAGAGGAAAACGCUAACGUACCAGAAGACAAGGGUAGCCAGCGGGUGGAGAGCAACCCCAAGCCCAGUAACAGAGAAAACAAAGGUGUGGGAAGUGCAGUCAGUCAACAACUAGAGGCAAAUGUGAUUGGCAAGAGUCAAGCAAAGGAAAUAGAAACCAAAGGCCCUAGCCAUGGAAACAGAAACAAUACUACCAAAGUAUUUGGGAAAGUCACCGAAGACAAAGAGAGUAAAGGACAGCCUGCAGUGGUCACAAGCAAAGGGAAUGUCAAGACACAAGAAGUCAGCGUCAGCGCGGGACGUGGCCAGAAAGCAGAGCCCGGAAACACGUUUGGACACAGCAGAACAGGUAGUGGCAGUCAUAGUGACGGCUAUGACAGCUAUGAAUUCGAUGAUGAGUCCAUGCAGGGAGAUGACCCCAAUAGCAGUGAGGAGUCUAAAGGCAAGGACGAUGGCAAUUCCGAAGGUGACAGUAAUAGCAGUAGCCAAGGAGAUGUCUCCUACAGCUCCCAGGAGUCAAGUGAUAACGGAGACGAUAGCGACUCCACAGGAGGGCAGGAUGAUGAGAGUGAGAGCACUUCAGACGCUAGCGAGAGCGACAGCGGUGGCCAUGGGGACAGCGAGAGUGAGGACAACAGCAAGUCAGACAGUAGCACAGAAAAAUCAGAGAGCAGUGACAGCAGUGACAGUAGCAGUGACAGCAGUGACAGUAGCAGUGACAGCAGCGACAGUAGUGACAGCAGUGACAGCAGCGACAGUAGCAGUGACAGCAGUGACAGUAGUGACAGCAGUGACAGCAGCAGUGACAGUAGUGACAGCAGCGACAGCAGCAGUGACAGUGAUAGCACUGACAGCAGCAGUGACAGUAGCGACAGCAGUGACAGCAGCAGUGACAGUAGUGAUAGCAGUGACAGCAGCAGUGACAGUAGUGACAGCAGCGACAGCAGCGACAGUAGCAGUGACAGCAGUGACAGUAGCAGCAGCAGUGACAGCAGUGAUAGCAGUAGUGACAGCAGUGACAGUAGCAGUGACAGCAGUGACAGUAGCAGCAGCAGCGACAGCAGUGACAGUAGCGAUAGCAGUGAUAGCAGUGACAGCAGUGAUAGUGACAGCAAAUCAGACAGUAGCAACAGCAGUGACAGCAAGUCAGAUAGUAGUAAUAGUGACAGCAGUGACAGUAGUGACAGCAGUGACAGCAGUGAUAGCAGUGACAGUAGUGAUAGCGACAGCAGUGACAGCAGUGACAGCAGUGACAGUAGUGACAGCAGCGACAGCAGUGAUAGCAGCGACAGCAGCGACAGCAGUGACAGCAGCGACAGUAGUGACAGCAGCGACAGCAGUGAUAGCAGCGACAGCAGCGACAGCAGUGACAGCAGUGACAGCAGCGAUAGCAGCGACAGCAGUGACAGCAGCGACAGCAGCGACAGCAGCGACAGUAGUGAUAGCAGCGACAGCAGUGACAGCAGCGACAGUAGUGAUAGCAGCGACAGCAGUGACAGCAAUGAUAGUAGUGACAGCAGCGACAGCAGUGACAGUAGUGAUAGCAGCGACAGCAGUGACAGCAGCGACAGCAGUGACAGCAGUGACAGCAGUGAUAGCAGCGACAGCAAUGACAGCAGUGAUAGCAGCGACAGUAGCGAUAGCAGUGACAGUAGUGAUAGCAGCGACAGCAGUGACAGCAGCGACAGCAGUGACAGCAGUGAUAGCAGCGACAGCAGUGACAGCAGCGACAGCAGUGAUAGCAGUGACAGUAGUGACAGCAGCGACAGCAGUGACAGUAGCGACAGCAGCGACAGUAGUGACAGUAGUGACAGCAGUGACAGUAGUGACAGUAGUGAUAGCAGCGACAGCAGUGACAGCAGCGAUAGCAGUGACAGUAGUGACAGCAGCGACAGUAGUGACAGUAGUGACAGCAGUGAUAGCAGUGACGGUAGUGAUGAUGACAGCAGUGAUAAUAACAAAGGCAGUGACAGUGCAUCUGAAAACAGAGGUGACAAUCGCAGGAAGAGCAAAUCUAGUAAGAAGCACAACAAUAGAGGAGACAGCAGUGACAGCAUCAGUGAAGGCAGUGAUAGUAAUCACUCAACCAGUGAUGAUUAA
This is a messenger RNA of Sorex araneus (European shrew), 3096 nucleotides long. It is a transcript of the gene DSPP, whose product is annotated as dentin sialophosphoprotein. The coding region runs from base 1 to 3096 and encodes 1031 amino acids. The transcript is spliced from 4 exons. Gene Ontology annotation, biological process: odontoblast differentiation; dentinogenesis. The record is from RefSeq and is a predicted model, not a curated record. Gene Ontology annotation, cellular component: cytoplasm; nucleus. Lineage: Eukaryota; Metazoa; Chordata; Mammalia; Eulipotyphla; Soricidae. Gene Ontology annotation, molecular function: collagen binding.